This is a messenger RNA of Acyrthosiphon pisum (pea aphid), 3557 nucleotides long. It is a transcript of the gene ltl, whose product is annotated as leucine-rich repeat-containing larval translucida. NCBI's taxonomy places the organism in Eukaryota, Metazoa, Arthropoda, Insecta, Hemiptera, Aphididae. The transcript has 9 exons. The coding region runs from base 856 to 2589 and encodes 577 amino acids. Gene Ontology annotation, molecular function: protein binding. The record is from RefSeq and is a predicted model, not a curated record.
ACGGUCCAUUUAAAAGUGUAUUCUUGACGUGUGUCCCCUUUGCCGAUCCGCGCGGGUCAGUUUGAUAGCAUUUGCCGCGCGCACGCAACGCAUCUCAGGCCACGACGCGCACCCGGAACGGAUUCGAGACGAUAUUCUAUAAUAUUCAAUCAGUCAUCGACCAUCAUAUAAUAAUAUAAUAUAGUGUAUUGGACAUAACGUUGUUGUAAAUUAUUAUUAUUAUUAUAGGUACGUUUCGCACGUCGGUCGGCUACCGGAUAGGCAAUAUUGCAAUAUAGCUGUCGUCACCACGCGACAGAUUUUGGUCUCACGCGGUCCCUUUUUCCAUCUCCUCGGCGAGAGUAGAGACUCAUCGCGGCUCGUCUUCGGUGCGCGAUCGGCAUUUUGAUUUUUUUCUAAACAUUUUUUCGGCAAGCACCGUUCGGGACCCGUCGUACGGUCUACUAUAUAAUAUAUUUACGUCCAUAUACUCACGUGUAGUGCGCUUACCGGAAGUCGAAAAGUCGUUAACGUCGAUCCGCCGACGUCUUCCAAUCACCGUGGACCGCGAACGAGGACUGAAACUCCGCCGCCGUCUCCUUCAGGCCGUAACGUAGUCGUCGCCGGAUGAUGUUUAGGAUGCAGGGAGCGGUGUAAUAAUAAUUAUCGUAGCUGCAGCCCAGUCCGUCAGUCCGCCAGCCGUCGCACUACGCGUCUGAAACGAGCGGAAACCGCCGCGACGACAAUAAUCUAAUCGACGGCGAUCGAUAUAAUAAUUCGCAUUCGUCCGACGGGACAAGAGCGGUCGUCGUCCGGGUGGAACCCCGCACCGGAACCGGGUACGAACCCACAAGCGUGCACCGAAACACCAAGAUCAUGAACUGGUUGCACAUGUUCAUCGUGACGGCCGUGUCCACGAUCGCCAUGAGCAGCAGUAGUGGAUCGUACAUACUGGAGGACACGCCGCUCCACUGUUCGGUGCGCCGGAGCAUAUCGCCGUGCACGUGCAGCUACUUCACCGGCAUGGUCCGGCCCAAGAUCAUGGUCAUCUGCCAGAAGAUGGUGUCGUUCGAGAGCGUCAUCGGUGCGCUCCAGAACAAGUUCGACGCGGUGUUCGACUACGUGCUCAACAUCGAGUACUCGGAACUCCACGACCUGGACACGAGGCGGUUCAACGAGCUGGGCUUCCCGAUAGUCGACCUCAAGCUCACCAAAAACAACCUCAGCACGCUACCGGACGAGGCUUUCAUCGGUAUGAACAGGAUACGGAUCCUGUACUUGUCAGACAACAGGCUUUGUGCGGUGCCCACUCAGAUAUUUAAGCACAUGCCCAGUAUUGAAGUGUUGGACUUGGCAAGGAACUCCAUACACAGCGUUGCUUCCGGAGACUUCCAAAGCCUAUCGUUGAUGAACACGUUCGUGAUGGCCACGAACAAUUUGACCGAUAUAACGAAUGGAUCGUUCCCCACGACGUUGAGAAAAGUCCAAUUGGCCGCCAACAACCUGACGGAAUUAAAUGGAAAUUUGAGAAACCAAAAAGAACUGGAAUGGCUGUACUUAUCCAACAACCGGCUAAAAAACCUCGACGGAGAAUUGCCAAUUGACAACGACAGACUCAUAGUCUUGGACGUGUCCAAGAAUAGGUUAACUCAUUUGCCACCAGAACUUAACUGUCUCAAGGCGCUGAGGUAUUUUUACUGCUCGUUUAAUCAGUUGACCGGUCUGAACAAAACGCUGUCUAAGUCGAAAAAAUUGGUUUGGCUUGAGCUCACCGGCAACAAGAUACAAGAGUUGGCGUCCGAUGAAUUCGAAGAAGCCUCAAUGAUCGAAGUGUUAGAACUGAGCAACAACUGUAUCAAACACUUGAACAAAUCGCUGUUGCCACUCACUCAACUGUCCGAGAUCAAUUUUUCGUACAAUAAACUCACCGAAUUCUCGUUGGCCGAAAUCAAGGGAUUGAAGGAACUCAAGUUGGUCGACUUGUCGCACAAUACGAUUUCCAAACUCAGUGGACACUCUGAGAUUAUAAGUGAACCAGUGACUGGAAUCGAACACUUGAAGUUGGACCACAACGAGUUGGAGUCGCUCGGUGGGUCGUUGAUAGGUAUCAAAACACUCGUCAAACUGAAUAUCAGUCACAACAAAUUCACCGACAUAUCGCCGUACGACCUGACCGGAUUAAGUUUAAAAAUCCUAGAUGUAUCUCACAAUCUAUUGCACAUACUCCCAGACUCGUCUCAGAUUAAUCUGCCGGCUCUCGAGACGUUAGUAGCGUCGUACAACGUUUUAACUGGGUUGUCGAAAGACUUCCAAGGAUAUCCCGUGCUUUGCCACGCCGAUCUCGAGUUUAACAACAUAAUGACCAUCCAGGAAGAGCUGGUUGAAAUGACCCAAUGCAAAUUGCACGGAGUGAACAGCACGUUGAGAAUAUACUUGGAAGGAAACCCAGUGCUGUGCGACGACAACACGAAAAUCAUAACGAAGGCGAUGGAGUUGAAUCACAACGCGGAAGUCAGCGGCGCCUCCAAGUGCAUUCCCGUCACAAAUGACAUAAAGACAUCUAACUUGACCGCGAUCGACCAGUCCCCAAUCACCGUGAUCGUGACCUGACGGUGACCAUAUCGUCGACUAUACGCGUAUUAUAUCUUUGAAUUAAUAUAUUAUUAUAUUAUUAUGUUUCCGUGUUAAUAUUAUAAUUAUUAUUUAUAUAUAUAUAUACACAUUCAUAUUAUAUAUAUAUACAGUUUCUUUAUUAAUUGUUUUUACUUCUCUGUUGAUUAUAAUAUACUAUUUUAUUUUAAUACUUAUUCUCGACGUCUCUCGGACCAGCAAUACUAUAAUAUAAUAUUACGUGAACUAUACGCGUGCGCCUCACUGUCGUGACAAACCUUACAACGUCUAAAGGUUUUAGGUACACACACACAUAUAUAUACAUAUAUAUUAUGAUUGUUAUAGAUACCUACUUUUGUAAACGAAGCGUAACGUAUAUAUUAUAUGCUUUGUUCAUACAUAAGUCGUCUAGACGAGCUUGUAUCGCGACUAUAUAUUAUAAUAAUAUUUUUAUGAUAUAUAUUAUGUAUAACGAUAAUAGUCUUACUAAUAACAAUAUUGUAUAUUAUUAUAGUAUUAUUAUCGUCAUCUCCAUCGUAAUUAUUAUACUGUUAAAGAAUAAUAUAUAUUAUAUAGUAUAUCGUUGAGAGGGCUUGGAUCGUAUAUAUAGUAUAUAUUAUGUAUAUUAUAUAGUACGUGUUUUAUAUUAUUAUUAUUAUUAUAAUUAUUAUUUUUUCACCUUUUCCUGUAAGGUAAGGUGUUCGUAUAAUAUUGUGUCACUCCGCUUGGAAGUUUAUAAAAAAAAGAAUAUGUUAGCGACCGUAAAAUAAUGUACUGCAGUGUUAUUAUUACAUAUGAUAUGACCAAUAUUUGUUGGUGCGAAAUCAAAAUUUCAAGAUAUAACCUUAGAUCUUACAACUACCUAUUGUUUUAUAUAAAUGUAUGUGAUGGCUAUUUUUUUUCAUUUUAAUGUUUAUAAUUGUUUUUUUUCUAUAUACAUAAACUAAUAAAAUAAAGUUAAGCUUUCA